Messenger RNA from Neopelma chrysocephalum (saffron-crested tyrant-manakin), 4655 nucleotides. RefSeq names its product cytochrome P450 26B1. Gene Ontology annotation, molecular function: monooxygenase activity; heme binding; iron ion binding. Bases 188 to 1405 code for a protein of 405 amino acids. Gene Ontology annotation, biological process: sterol metabolic process. The record is from RefSeq and is a predicted model, not a curated record. The transcript is spliced from 5 exons. Lineage: Eukaryota; Metazoa; Chordata; Aves; Passeriformes; Pipridae.
GGAGGUGCCGUGGGGUAACACCGACCCCCCCUCCGCUCUUCUUCCCCCUCCCGACCCCGACCCACCCCCGCAGGGCUCCUGCUUCCAAUCUUCCCGGCGGGAGAAGUACGGCAACGUCUUCAAGACGCACUUGCUGGGGCGGCCGCUGGUGCGGGUGACGGGGGCGGAGAACGUGCGGAAGAUCUUGAUGGGGGAGCACCACCUGGUGAGCACCGAGUGGCCCCGGAGCACCCGAAUGCUGCUGGGACCCAACACCGUGGCCAAUUCCAUCGGCGACAUCCACCGCCACAAGAGGAAGGUUUUCUCCAAAAUCUUCAGCCACGAGGCGCUGGAGAGUUACCUCCCCAAGAUCCAGCUGGUGAUCAAGGACACCCUGCGUGCCUGGAGCAGCGACCCCGAGCCCAUCAACGUGUACCACGAGGCGCAGAAGCUGACGUUCCGCAUGGCCAUCCGCGUCCUGCUGGGCUUCCGCAUCCCCGACGAGGAGCUCGGCCGCCUCUUCGAGGUCUACCAGCAGUUCGUGGAGAACGUCUUCUCCCUGCCCGUGGACCUGCCCUUCAGUGGCUACAGGAGGGGAAUCCGGGCACGGGAGACGCUGCAGAAGGGGCUGGAAAAAGCCAUCCAGGAGAAACUGCAGAACACGCAGGGCAAGGACUAUGCUGAUGCCUUGGACAUCCUGAUAGAGAGCGGGAAAGAGCAUGGGAAGGAGUUGACCAUGCAGGAGCUGAAGGAUGGCACCCUGGAGCUGAUCUUCGCCGCCUACGCCACCACGGCCAGCGCCAGCACCUCCCUCAUCAUGCAGCUCCUCAAACACCCCCGAGUGCUGGAGAAGCUGCGGGAGGAGCUGAGGAGCAAAGGGAUCCUCCACAACGGCUGCAUCUGCGAGGGCUCCCUGAGGCUCGACAACAUCAGCAGCCUCCACUACCUGGACUGUGUCAUCAAGGAGGUGCUGCGGCUCUUCACCCCCAUCUCCGGCGGGUACCGGACGGUGCUGCAGACCUUCGAGCUGGAUGGUUUCCAGAUCCCCAAAGGCUGGAGUGUGAUGUACAGCAUCCGGGACACCCACGACACCGCCCCGGUCUUCAAGGACGUGGACGUGUUCGACCCCGAGCGCUUCGAGCAGGGCCGGAGCGAAGACAAGGACGGCAGGUUCCACUACCUCCCCUUCGGAGGAGGAGUACGGACCUGUCUGGGCAAGCACCUGGCCAAGCUUUUCCUCAAGGCCCUGGCCAUCGAGCUGGCCAGCACCAGCCGUUUCGAGCUCGCCACCAGGACUUUCCCCAGAAUCACCCUGGUGCCCGUGGUCCACCCGGUUGACGGACUCAAGGUCAAGUUCUUCGGACUGGAUUCCAACCAGAACGAGAUCCUGGCGGGCACAGACGCCAUGCUGGGGGCCACCGUGUGACGGCCGCGCCGCGGCGGCGCCAGGGACGGAGGGGCGGGGUGGGGGCGAGGGAUGGACAGGAGGGGAGGAGAGGAAGGGCUGAGGAGCUUCUCCACCACGCAGAGGCCUCCGGAUCGGGACUUUUCCCCCCCCUCCACCCCCGCCCCGGCGAAGCUGCCGAAAGCCUCCUGCUCUUCCCGCGGAAGGGGUGCAGGGAAGGUUUUUUUGGGGGAUGUCGCGGGCGCACCCGGAAAGGAGGGAGACCCGCGGAAAACCCCGAGUCGAGCCGGGAUGUCUGACCGUACACAGUAUCUAAAUAUUAUAAAUAUAUAUAUAUAAAUAUCUAUAAAACACUUCUGCUGCGAGGAGGAGGAGGAGGAGGAGCGCUGGCAAAGGCCCGACUGGCGGGGAAGGCUUUGGGAAUCGGCCGAGGGUCGGAGGUCUGGUGUCCCGGGGCGGCUCCCGGGUGACCUCUGAUCUUCCCUUUAACAGUGUUAAAUUAGCUGGUGAUAACAGUGUUUCUUUGGGGGGGUGGGAUUUUGAGGUUUUUUUUUUUUGUCCCUUUGUUUGGUUGUGUUGUUUGUUCCGGGGGUGUUGGAGGCUUUCCUUGGUGAGGGGGAGACAAGAGGUGCCCCGUUCCCAUCCCCUCUCCCGCUGGUGCCAGGGCAGGUCGGGAAGGGGCCGGAGGGGGGGGGCUGUUAUUUCAGACGGAAAAACCCUGUGGUGUCUCGUCCCUCUGAGGCCUUGGGCACAUUUGCAUUUUGCAAGAUGCGUUUUGGGGGCUCUGGAUAAGGGGGGGAAUGUCCUUUUUUUAUUAUUUUUUUUAAUCUCGUUGAGUUUCCUGCUGCUGCUACACGGCCUGUGUGCACCGUUCCCCUGGCACAGCACCUCUUUUGGGGGCAUCUUUGGUGUCUUUGCUCUCCCUGGAGGUGCAGGCACCAGCCUCGGGGCCACGGGGCCCCACCACGGCUCCGAGAGCUCCGGGGUGCUGAGCAAAGCCAAGCUGCUCCUUUGGGUGCGUCCUCUUCCACAGGAGGCAUUGGCACGGAAGGUGAUCCCUCUAAAUAAGCCAACACACGCUGCUUGUCUCGUGUCUGGGGUUGUGGUUGGUGGUGGCAGAGCUCAGCAGGAAGGAGAAGGGGCUCCGUGUCCGCCCCAUCCCACUGCUAUCCCAGGAGGAAAGGCCUUGCCCAAAGCUUCUCCGGCACAAGAGAGCGGCCACCGAGAGGUAUCUCGCCUUUGGGAUUAUCUGAGUUCCAUUUUUUGCAUGCCAGAGGCUCACGGGUCGAGUUUGAGGUGGGUGGGUUGUGUUGAAGGGGAGGAAAAGCCCCCUGAGUGUCUCGGCGGGUGUUUGGUUCACACCAGAGCCAAGCACCGGGCUGGGAGAUCCCUCUUUGACUUGAGGCAGCUCUGUCCAGCCCCACUCCUCUCCCAUCCCAUCCCAUCCCAUCCCAUCCCAUCCCUCCUAGGUGGAAAGGACAACACAAGGACCGUGGCCGAGACCCCUCCUGGCCGUGAUGGGAGGAGAUCUGGCCCUUGGGUGGGCAGCUUGGCUUUCAGCUCCAGAGGUGUCCAGAGAAGUCCGAGGGGUUGGGAUAAGGAAGGGGAAGGGGCAGGUGUGGGUUUGCCGGGUGGCUUUGCGGGCUGUGCCUCUUUGGAAGGUCGAGGGAAGUGUGAAGGGAGCGCUGGGAAGGGCUGCCCUUGCCAGCCCUUGGUGGGGGCCAGGAGGAGGGAGGCAGGUUUGGAGCCAAGGGAAGCACUUGAGGUCGGAUAUGCCGUCAGCCAAGCUGCCAAAUUCCCCCCCCCUUCCUCCCAGGAGCAUCCCAGUGGAUCAUUUCCACGCUCACCAGCUUGAUUUAACCCGAAUUUAACCCGAAAGAAACCCCCCAAUCUUCCAGGAGAUUCCAUUCCCAUCCAGACCUUGCCUUCUGGGUGGUAACACGGCCAACCCAAAGGGAAGGUCUCAGGAGCCUCUGCGUGCGCCACAUCCCUCAGGCAGAGGCUCGGGUGGUUUUUCCAGGCUGGGAAUUCGGAGUGGAACAGCACCAGCUGAGAUUUCAGGAGUUUCCUUGUCCCUGACGGAGAGAAAAAACUUUCCCGGUGAUAAAAGGAUCGCAACCAAAAUCCUCAAAGGGAUUAAACACAAACCUAAAAGUCCAGUGGGAAGAGGGGAAUCUCCCAGGGACAAACAUUUUGGGAGAGGUGAUGGCAGUGGAGAUGUUGGGGACAAUGAGCUCUGGCAGGACCUGGGGACCAGGGAAGGAGGUGGAAAGUCCAGAGGGUGAAAACCCAUCACCGGGUGCUCUCCAGGAUCCCCCUUUUCCAUCUGAAACCCACUCUUGGGAUGGAGGAGGCUGGGAAAAGGGAAAGCUGGAGAAAGGGAACACCAAGCUUAGAAGGUCUGGUUAAAGCUCCAGAGAACAAAACCUCUGGGGUGGAUUUUUCCAGCCUGCUUGUCCUGGUGGGGAACCAGCGAAAGGUUUGGCUGAAAUUUUUUUCUUUUAAACUUCCAAGGUCGUUACAAAAAAGUGAAAACCAAACAUUGCUUUUUGAGUGAGUGGUUGAUUGGAGAGAGGUAAAUGUAAGAUGCAGACAUCCAUUAUAUAUAUAUUUACAUUAUGUGUGUAUAUAUAAUGUUUGUGUGGGUGAGUAUUUAAUCCGGGCAGAAGUUAAGUCAGGCUUUGUUUUUUUUUUUCCAUUCCUAACUAAUAUAACUUGACUAAAAAAAAAAAAAAAAAAGAGGAAAAAAAAGAAAAAAAAAAAGUUGCUGCAGUGGGUUUGCAGAAUAAAGCACUUUGAAUCUCAGAAUUGUUUGUUUUUUUGGUUGUUGUUUUUUUUUUCUUAGCACAGUCCAAUUUGCUAUAAUAUUAUUUUAUACACAAAUUUGUUUUGUUUUGGUUUUUUUUUUGGUCUGUCUUUAUAAACUAUUAUAAGUACUAUUUUUGUUAUAAUUCAAAAUAGAUAUUUAGUAUAAAGUUUUUUGCUGUUAAAUAUUUGUUAUUUAGUAAAAUAUGAUUUUUUUUUUUCUCUUUAUUGUAAACAUUGUCCGGAGGGGAAAAAAAAAAAAUAUUAAUAUGUUUUAUCGCAUUUGUUUUUAAUAUUAAGGGGGGGGAAAAAAAAAGAAAAAAGCACUUGUGGGGUUUUUCAUUAUGAAAUCGGUGCCGUGUGAACAUGUGUUUCAGUCAUGUGGUUUUUAAUAUGUAUAUAAUAUUAUGUGUUGCAUAUUAAAAUGAAUGUUGUGUAUUUUGUGAUCUUAAAAUAAAAAAAAAAA